This is a messenger RNA of Carassius auratus (goldfish), 4661 nucleotides long. RefSeq names its product ribosomal protein S6 kinase alpha-3-like. Bases 1032 to 3464 code for a protein of 810 amino acids. Gene Ontology annotation, molecular function: ATP binding; protein serine/threonine kinase activity; magnesium ion binding. Gene Ontology annotation, biological process: intracellular signal transduction; protein phosphorylation. The record is from RefSeq and is a predicted model, not a curated record. The transcript has 21 exons. Lineage: Eukaryota; Metazoa; Chordata; Actinopteri; Cypriniformes; Cyprinidae.
UUACGUUACAUCAAGGUUUCCCAAACGGGUUUGUAAAUGAACUGCAGGGAGUGUGUCAGUUUAAUGAAAAGCAGAUCAUUAAUGAAAUCAUAAAAAUGGCAAAUUAUAAUAAAUUUAAAAUAACAUGAAUCAGAAUAAAACAUUUACCAAAAAAAUCUAAUAUUGAUUUUUUUUUUACCUGCAUGUCAUGUGUCCAUUAACCAACAGAGAACUGUGAACAUGGAAAUGUGAUAUUUCUUAAUUAUUAAAACGCUUGUUUUAAAAUUUCAGGCUACUUCAAGUAAAUCUAUUAGGUGAAUUAUGUUCAGAUGACAAAAAACGUUUGGAAAUGUCUGCAUUGCAUUCAAAUAAGAAAAAGGUUAAAUUGUGCAUUCUUUGUGUGAAUGUCCACACAACUGUAAGACUUGAAUAUAUAGAAGUGGUGUAUAGGCUGUUUUAGAAAAGAACAUUUAAUAGAUAAAAAAGAGGAAAUUAGGAAGAAUCAAUUAAUUGUGAAUAAUUUAUUUACAUUGUGUGAAUACUAUAUAAUUAUGUCAUCAAUAAAAAACAACAACUGUAGUCUGAUUAUGAGUAUUUUAAAAUGUAUUUUAAUCUAAUUACAAGUACUUACAUUUUGUAAUCAGUUACUACCCAGUUCUGGCCACUACAUAAGACUGUCUAAAGAACUAGUUUUAAUAACUAGAAGUUACUUUUUGGAUUCAAAUUAGGCCAGUCUACCUUUUUACGUAACUGAUUUGACCUUUCUGUUAUGACCAGUCUCAAAGAAAAAAUUAGGUAACUAACUAUUUUAUGCAGCCGAAUUUUGUAUCAUUUCAGUUGAACGUUGUCUAAUCAACUACUCUUUCUUAAUGCAUCGUAGUGGGAGUUUUGUUAUUGUUUGGGUCUCAGUAUAUUGAGCAAUGGAGGGCUGUCUGUGCCCAUAAACUUUCAUCAGUUGCAUGAGAGACACUUUACUGGUACGCCAACGUAGGAUGACAUCAUCUCACCAUGAGGACAUGGAAAGCUGAUGGAUUAGAGGGGGAGACAGCGAAAUGGAUGGAGAGAGUGGGAGGAAUAGAGUGAGGAAAGAAGAGCUUGAACGUUGUGUCUUUAGUCACCCUUCUCCACACCCACCGCUACCGGGAUUGAGCAGGAGGAUUGGGGGCGGUGUCAUGGCAACCAUGUGGGAAGCUGUCCGUCACAUGAGCUUUCUACUGAGUUUGGUCCUGCUCUCUCUGUGCAUCAGAAGCCCAGCAGCAGGCGCAGACUGCAGAGGGACUGCCGGGGCUCAACCCCUCCUCCCUCAGGCAUGGAGCAGGGUGACGAGCCCCAGGUCGGCCCCGAGAACCCGUGGGACACAACGGCGCACUGCCGUGAUGUGCGUGGCGUGGGAAGAAGUGUCGGUUAAAGAGAUCAGCAUCACACAUCAUGUUAAAGAGGGCUCAGAGAAGGCCGACCCGCAGCAGUUUGAGCUCCGGAAGGUGCUCGGACAGGGCUCCUUCGGAAAGGUGUUUUUAGUGAGGAAGACAACAGGCCCGGAUGCAGGACAGCUGUACGCAAUGAAAGUGCUGAAAAAAGCCACCCUAAAAGUACGGGAUCGGGUCAGGACUAAGAUGGAGCGGGACAUCCUGGUGGAGGUUAAUCAUCCCUUUAUUGUUAAGCUACACUAUGCAUUCCAGACUGAAGGAAAGCUUUAUCUGAUUCUGGACUUUUUAAGAGGAGGUGAUCUCUUUACUCGACUGUCAAAAGAGGUGAUGUUCACAGAGGAGGAUGUGAAGUUUUAUCUGGCAGAGCUGGCUUUAGCUCUGGACCAUCUGCAUGGACUAGGCAUCAUCUACAGAGAUCUGAAACCAGAGAACAUUCUCUUGGAUGAGGAAGGCCACAUAAAGCUGACAGAUUUUGGACUCAGUAAGGAGUCGAUCGAUCAUGAAAAUAAAGCAUACUCUUUCUGCGGGACAGUAGAGUAUAUGGCUCCAGAGGUGGUGAACAGAAGAGGACACACUUAUAGCGCUGACUGGUGGUCUUACGGGGUACUCAUGUUUGAAAUGCUGACUGGAACGCUGCCUUUCCAAGGCAAGGACCGCAAGGAAACCAUGACUAUGAUUCUAAAGGCGAAGCUUGGAAUGCCUCCGUUUCUGAGUUCAGAAGCUCAGAGUCUCCUCAGGAGCCUUUUCAAACGAAACCCAUCCAAUAGAUUAGGUGCUGGGCCAGACGGAGUUGAAGAGAUAAAGAGGCACCAGUUUUAUGUUACCAUCGACUGGAAUAAAUUAUUUAGAAGAGAGAUUCACCCACCCUUCAAACCAGCCUCUGGCAGACCAGACGACACAUUCUACUUUGACCCAGAAUUUACAGCAAAAACUCCCAAAGACUCUCCAGGUGUACCCCCUAGUGCCAAUGCCAAUCAACUCUUCAGAGGUUUCAGUUUUGUGGCCAUCAGCUCAGAAGAAGAGUCUCAACCCUUGCAGAGCAACAGUGUGAGCUCUAUAGUUCAGCUCCACAGAAGUGUGUCUCAGUUCAAUGAUGCAUAUGAGGUGAAGGAGGAUAUCGGGGUUGGCUCAUAUUCCAUCUGCAGACGCUGCAUACAGAAAAGCACAGGAAUGGAGUAUGCAGUGAAGAUAAUCAAUAAAGUUAAACGGGAUCCAACAGAGGAGGUGGAAAUUCUGUUACGCUAUGGACAGCAUCCAAAUAUAAUCACCUUGAAAGACGUGUACGACGAUGGCCGCUCAGUGUAUCUGGUGACAGAGCUGCUGAAGGGAGGGGAACUGCUGGAUAAGAUCCUCAGACAGAAGUUCUUCUCAGAGCGGGAGGCCAGCGCUGUGCUGUACACCAUCACAAAGACUGUGGAGUACAUGCACAAUCAAGGGGUGGUUCACAGAGAUCUGAAGCCCAGUAACAUUCUUUAUGUGGAUGAAUCUGGGAAUCCCGAGUCCAUCCGGAUCUGUGACUUUGGCUUUGCCAAGCAGCUGAGAGCGGAAAACGGACUGCUGAUGACGCCCUGUUACACUGCCAACUUUGUGGCCCCAGAGGUGCUGAAGAGACAGGGCUAUGAUGCUGCCUGUGAUAUCUGGAGUUUAGGUGUCCUUUUGUACACAAUGUUAACUGGAUUCACUCCAUUUGCUAAUGGCCCAGAGGACACACCAGAGGAGAUUCUAGCUCGAAUCGGCGGUGGGAAGUUUUCUCUCACAGGUGGAUACUGGAGCUCUGUUUCAUUUGAGGCAAAGGACUUGGUGUCUAAGAUGUUACAUGUAGACCCCCAUCAGAGACUAACAGCUGCACAGGUGUUAAAACAUCCCUGGAUCCUUCACAGAGACCAGCUUCCCAAAUACCAGCUGAACAGACAGGACGCCCCCCAUCUGGUCAAGGGGGCGAUGGCUGCUACAUACUCAGCCUUGAACAGGAACGUUCCUCCCAUGCUGGAGCCCGUGGGCUGUUCUAUUCUCGCUCAGCGCAGAGGAGUGAAGAAACUGACCUCCACUGCUUUAUGAGCAAAUCCCUUCCACCUCCAGCCCUGUGAACUCAUGCUUGGUUUGAGCACAGCCGGAACUCGGCUUGCUUGCUGCCCACCAUGCAUCAUGGCCUUAGAGCCAAGCGUAGAUUCUGAGGACCCCUGGUGGACAAUCAAAAUCUUCCUUCACUGGUUACUACGAGGGCCAAUAAAAACAGUUCGGCCUGUACAAUCACGCCUCUGCCUCUAAACUCAAACCAAUAAAGAAUCUGUGGACUAUUUCUGAGGAGCAAAUUACCUGUGUAUGAAUAUAAACAUACUGCAUCUCAGUCAUUAUAAAAAGGUAAGAUGUAUUCAGGGAGGAUGUGGAUUUAAGAGGACGACAACAAAUUCCUGCACCGUAGUGUGCGCACAGUUGCGAAAAGCUCCAGUUGUAUGGGGAUGUUGUAUACGGGAUGCGUUCCUGUCAGGUAAACACUGAAUAUUCAAAUUGUAUCCUGUUCUGGCCUAUUAUUUUACAUCAUUAAUGCCACAUUGCAUAUUUAAGUCCCUGCAAACCUUGUUCUCCAGUCAUUUUUGGAUAGCGAACUUGGAGAGACUCCUUCAGCAGAUCCAUACAAGACUAUAAGACGAGUCCAAAUGUUUAUAUGACCGCUGCUGGCGUUAGUUUUUAGCGUACCUUUUAUAAAACGACAUUGUGAACGAGGUCCAAAGCACAAAAAUGCAGAGGAGGCCUACAUGUAAACGGCACAGAAUGUCAAAUAGAGAACUCAGGUGAAACGCAAUACAUUAUACAAAAAAGAAAUAAGCUGGGACGGAAAUUUAAAAGGCUGUAAACCUGCUGACCUGUUUAUUUGUUUGGAUGUAGAGAAUUACAGAAAUGCUCAGAGAUUUAAUUUUUUAGUGACUACUUACAGCCUACACAUAUUUUUAUAAAUGUGCAUGGGCAAGAUGCUAUAUUAGCUCUGUGCAAGUGGCAUGACUGAGGAUGUUUUCCCUCUUUAAUAUAUUUUAAAAUUCUUCUUAUGAUUCCUUGCAGGUUUUAUUUUUGUUUUUUUUUCUGAGCAAGUUUAAAUAUGUUGUGCAUUUUUCUUUUCAUCUCAGUUGUAUUUUUCCCGUCUUUGACUUGGAAGAGUUCUGGAAAUGUUGCUGUCCAUAUAGCAAGCUGCUAUUCUGUUCUUUCUUUUGUACACUGUUAGCAAUUGAUGUAAUUUUUACAAUAAAUUUUACAACAACG